Homalodisca vitripennis (glassy-winged sharpshooter) is the source of this 1951-nucleotide messenger RNA. Its product is annotated as glutaminase kidney isoform, mitochondrial-like. The record is from RefSeq and is a predicted model, not a curated record. Lineage: Eukaryota; Metazoa; Arthropoda; Insecta; Hemiptera; Cicadellidae. Gene Ontology annotation, biological process: L-glutamine catabolic process. Gene Ontology annotation, molecular function: glutaminase activity; protein binding.
AUGGCUAAAGAAAAAUGUAGUCCACUGAUCUUGCGAGAGAAGCCUAUGACCUAUGCCUUGGCACUGAAUGAAACUGGGAGAAGACUGUGCACAGAUUACAUCGGUCAGGAACCCAGUGGCAGGAAUGCAAACGAGUUGGUGUUGGAUGAUAACAGUAAGCUUUCAAACCAUAAAAAGCCUCAUAAUCCCAUGAUCAGUGCAGGAGCCAUUCUGGUCGGGGCCUUGCUACAAACAACUUUGCAAGCCUGAAAUGGGGGCUGGCUGAAAAAUUUGAUCUUUGUUGUAAAUUAUAUCAAGAGGCUUGCGGGUGGUGAAUUCAUAGGAUUCAACAACUCUGUGUUUCUGGCUGAGAAAGCUGCAGGGGACCGCAACUACGCCCUCGGGUUCUACUUGAGGGAACACAAGUGUUAUCCCAAGGGGACUGAUCUCAGACAGCUGAUUGACUUCUUCCAUCAAUGUUGCUCCUUGGAGGGAAAUUGCAACAGUUUGUCUGUGAUCGCUGCCACAUUCGCUAAUGGAGGAGUCUGUCCUUUAACCGGAGACAGGAUCCUUGAGCCUGAUGCUAUCAGAGAUGUGCUCUCUCUCAUGCACAGUUGUGGCAUGUACGAGUACUCAGGCCAAUUCGCCUUCAAGGUUGGCCUGCCAUCUAAGUCUGCAGCCCCAGGCACGAUGAUGGUGGUGAUCCCCAAUGUGAUGGGGAUCUGUACAUGGUCGCCACCUCUUGAUAAAUGGAACAACAGUUGCCGGGGUGUACAGUUUUUUGAGGAAAUUGUAAAAAUAUUCAGCUUCCACCACUAUGACAAUCCUAAACAUGCUAGAGGAAAGAAAGAUCCUUGCAAGGAAAGAUUUGCUUCAAGAGGGCUGAGUAUAGUUAAUCUACUUUAUUCAGCUGCUCGGGGAGAUAUUGCAGCAUUAAGGAGGCACAAGGUGUCAGGGAUGGACAUGAGUCAGACAGAUUACGACAAGCGGACAGCUCUACACCUGGCAGCUGCUGAGGGUCAUCUCCCCUGUGUCUCCUUCCUCAUCGACCAGUGUAAACUGCCCCUCAACUGUAAAGACAGGUACUCUACUAUGUUUCUUCAUUUAAUACUUAGCACAAGGUGUCAGGGAUGUACAUGAGUCAGACAGAUUAUGACAAGCGGACAGCUCUACACCUGGCAGCUGUUGAGGGUCAUCUCCCCUGUGUCUCCUUCCUCAUCGACCAGUGUAAACUGCCCCUCAACUGUAAAGACAGGUACUCUACUAUGUUACUUCACUUAAUACUAGGCACAAGGUGUCAGGGAUGGACAUGAGUGAGACAGAUUAUAAUAAGCGGACAUCUCUGCACCUGGCAGCUGUUGAGGGUCAUCUCCCCUGUGUCUCCUUCCUCAUCGACCAGUGUAAACUGCCCCUCAUCUGUAAUGACAGGUACUCUACUACGUUACUUCACUUAAUACUAGGCACAAGGUGUCAGGGAUGGACAUGAGUGAGACAGAUUAUAAUAAGCGGACAUCUCUACACCUGGCAGCUGUUGAGGGUCAUCUCCCCUGUGUCUCCUUCCUCAUCGACCAGUGUAAACUGCCCCUCAUCUGUAAUGACAGGUACUCUACUACGUUACUUCACUUAAUAUUAGGCACAAGGUGUCAGGGAUGGACAUGAGUCAGACAGAUUACGACAAGCGGACAGCUCUACACCUGGCAGCUGCUGAGGGUCAUCUCCCCUGUGUCUCCUUCCUCAUCGACCAGUGUAAACUGCCCCUCAACUGUAAAGACAGGUGGGGAAAGACACCACUUGAUGAGGCUAGGACAUUUGGCAGGCAAAACGUUGCAGAAUAUUUGGACAAAAGGAAUGCUUUGUUAAAUGCACCAGAGAGUCAAGGAUCAAGUGAAGGUAGUUCAGAUGAGGAAGAAAGUUCAGCAGCUGAGAAUGAAGUGAAAACUGAAGAAAAUAAAUAAACAGAGAUCUUCUUUUA